Messenger RNA from Wasmannia auropunctata (little fire ant), 2619 nucleotides. Its product is annotated as cat eye syndrome critical region protein 5 homolog. The coding region runs from base 222 to 1409 and encodes 395 amino acids. Gene Ontology annotation, cellular component: mitochondrion. NCBI's taxonomy places the organism in Eukaryota, Metazoa, Arthropoda, Insecta, Hymenoptera, Formicidae. The transcript is spliced from 3 exons. The record is from RefSeq and is a predicted model, not a curated record. Gene Ontology annotation, biological process: glycerophospholipid biosynthetic process.
UGUCGCGCGUGAUGUCCUCUUACGGCACACGUGCAAACAGUACGUGCGAAGUGUGCGCCGCGAGGUCGACAUAACCUCAAAAGCGCGUCAUUAUGCAUAAUCGAGCCGCGACGGGCGGCCCGCGAGCGUUUUGAGGUCGUCGCGAUCACGGGAGGAUCGCGCGCGCACGUCGUCGCCUCGCCGUUUGCCUAAUUGAAAGAAGGCCGGGGAAAGACAAGACAAUGACGAUCGUCAACAUCUUGCUGCGGCUGGACGUCGCGAUCAGGUUUACCGGAGUCAGACAUUUAAGUACAAAACCAAAAUUUGGUUUACUUUUUGACAUUGACGGCGUCAUAAUACGUGGAAAAAAAAUAUUGCCGCCUGUAAAAGAGUCUUUUAAACGGCUUCAAGGGGACAAUGGAAAAUUUCGCAUUCCCACGCUGUUCGUCACCAACAGCGGGAAUUCACUGCGCAGUCAGAAAGCUGCAGAGCUGUCGGAAUGGAUAGGCGUCCAAGUCACGGAGUCGCAAGUCGUCCUGGCUCACUCACCAUUGCAAAUGUUCGAUAAUCUACACAAUAAACAAGUUCUCAUAUCUGGUCAAGGCCCAAUAACGGAUAUAGCCCGGGAACUGGGAUUCAAGAAGACGACGACUAUGGAGGAACUAGUGAAGAACUUUCCUUGCUUAGACUACAUAAACGUGAAGAAGAGAAGUCCGAUUUGCGGCCCAGUCGAUCCAAAUUUCCCGCAAAUCGAUGGAAUCUUGCUCCUGAGCGAGCCGAUACAUUGGGAAACGCCAUUGCAAUUAAUGGUAGAUCUACUAGUUACCAACGGAAUGCCCACAGGAUUGCCUACUGCUAUUCCAUAUCCGCACAUUCCAGUGUUGGCGUGCAACAUGGAUUUGCUAUGGGCGUCGGAGGCGCCGAUUCCCCGAUACGGUCACGGUGCUUUCUUGUUGUGUCUUGAAAACUUGUACAAGAAGGUCACAGGGAAAGACAUGAUGUACACUGCUCUAGUCGGAAAACCUAGUGAGAUUACAUAUUACCAUGCCAAUCAAAUGCUCGUUAAUCACGCCAGAAGCAUCGGCAUUAACAAUAUCGACACGAUUUAUGCUAUUGGCGACAAUAUUAAUACCGACAUUUUUGGCGCGAAUCUAUACGACAAGUAUUUAUCCCGCUACGAGUCCGGAGAGGGGACUAAAUCCCGCAGCCUAGAAAAACUCCUUGGGAAGAACAUGAGGGAUCCCAACGCGAAGGCCUGCAUUAGUAUUUUAGUUGAGACUGGCGUGCACCAACGAGACUCCAAAUUUAUACCCGAACACAGUCCCAGGGAUUUCUUGCCGGUCGACGAUGGUCUUUGUAAACCGGCAUUUAUCGUGAAGGACGUCGGGCAGGCUAUCAAUCUUGCGUUUAAAGAAGAGAAGUUUGAAUAAGUUAGCGUAUAAUAGGUAGCCUUGGGAUAUUAUUAUCCUUAUAUUAUUGAAGAAAAAGAGCAAGAGAGAGAGAGAGAGAGAGAGAAAUAACGUGAGUAUUAUAGCAAAUAAUCUUUUAGAAAGUGUUAGUCUUCGACAUAGACAACGUUUCGUAACGGAGAAACAGAAAAUAGCAGGAGAGGCUAUAAUACGUGAAAGUAAUAUAUUAUUUUGCUCCUUUUUUUAAUAUCUUUAUGAUUCUUUUAAACUGCCUACUUAAUGAAAAAUAAAUAAAUAAAUUCUAGCGUAUUUCAGCGAGUUGUAUGAAUUAAAGAAAAGAAUUACGCGAAAACGAAGUUAUAAUUCGGUUUAUUUAGAUUAUCGUAGAUAUAGAACAACAGAAAACGAUAUUGCCAUAUUAUUGUAAAGUUGAAGCGAUAAACACAUAUAUAAAACGUAUAUGUGCAUAGAGGACUUUUAUUAUGAAUUUUAAUAUAAUUAUGACUGCUAAAGUAAAAUUUUGUUCAAGCAACGGUCUGGUACAUGUGCAGUGCAUAAUUUUAUAAAUAUUUAACUGAAAUUUUAUUAGAUAAUUCGACACAUUGUACAUGAGCCAUCUCUAAGCAUGCGUUAUUACAGAUAAUUAUAUCGUAGUUGUAUGGUAAACUGAGCCGAACGUUUUGAUCUGCAAAGUACACUGUGCACUACGCCUCGUUUAGUCGAAAGCAAUGCAAGAUAUGCAAAGUGAUACAUAUAACGCUCCCAUAGUAGAUAAAUAAUAGACAUAAUUUCGAUCCGCUCUUAAAAUUUGCAGCUGUGUUCUGAGAAUUAUAUGCAAAAGUAUAAUCUAUACUAAAAGUAACAUAUGAAAUAUGAAUAGAUUACACUUUAUAAUAUAUAUACGUAUAUAGCCAGGUCUAGUCUUGAAAUGCAGCUCAUUAGCGGAUGCGAAUAAAUAAAUAAAAAGUAUAGACAGAUUUUUUUGUAGUUAUAAUAGACCAAAACUAAAGGACAGUUGCCUUUCGUCGCGAAAAUGAAUUUAUUAUAAUGAAUGAAUACAAAACAACGAGAAUUUAUUCUGCACAAUUACGUCAUUAAAUUAUUAUUUUUCGGAAGUAAGGAUUGGUGUAUGUAAAAUUUAUAAAAGAUUUUUUUUUUAAGAAUUCUAUAAAAGCGCUUCUCUUUGAAGAUCUGAAAUUUAAUUCUACAGAGUAAAUUCGAUUCUUCUCGA